AUGAGACUCCACUCACUGAUUUCUCUUCUCCUCCUCUCUUUGACUAUAAUACCAAAAGCAAGGACUGGCCUUAUUCCGGGACAAAAACAAUGUAUUCUUUUGAAAGGGGUGUGUAAGGACCAUGCAUGCAUCGGCACAGAGGACACCAUUGGUAUAUGUAAUGAAGAAAAAAAAUGUUGUAGGAAGUGGUGGAUAUUAAAUCCCUAUCCAACACCCGUUCCCAAGUCAAAAUCUCCCUGA
Messenger RNA from Sus scrofa (pig), 240 nucleotides. Its product is annotated as beta-defensin 130B-like. Gene Ontology annotation, molecular function: CCR6 chemokine receptor binding; chemoattractant activity. Gene Ontology annotation, cellular component: extracellular region. Lineage: Eukaryota; Metazoa; Chordata; Mammalia; Artiodactyla; Suidae. The record is from RefSeq and is a predicted model, not a curated record. Gene Ontology annotation, biological process: defense response to bacterium; cell chemotaxis.